Messenger RNA from Macaca mulatta (Rhesus monkey), 690 nucleotides. RefSeq names its product succinate dehydrogenase complex assembly factor 1 (gene SDHAF1). The record is from RefSeq and is marked provisional. Gene Ontology annotation, biological process: mitochondrial respiratory chain complex II assembly. Lineage: Eukaryota; Metazoa; Chordata; Mammalia; Primates; Cercopithecidae. Gene Ontology annotation, cellular component: mitochondrion.
CAGGGCGGAAGUGGCUGUGGCUUUGCCCUUUGGCCUUGGCUCGCUGUGUGGCGGCUCGGCGGUUAGCAGGGAGUUCGCUGAGCGUCUCUGCCUAGCCGCGGUCAUGAGCCGGCACAGCCGGCUGCAGCGGCAGGUUCUGAGCCUGUACCGCGAUCUGCUGCGUGCCGGACGCGGGAAACCGGGCGCCGAGGCGCGAGUGCGGGCCGAGUUCCGGCAGCACGCGGGCCUGCCGCGCUCCGACGUGCUGCGCAUCGAGUACCUGUACCGCCGCGGGCGGCGCCAGCUGCAGCUGCUACGCUCAGGCCACGCCACCGCCAUGGGCGCCUUCGUACGCCCGCGGGCCCCGACCGAGGAGCCUGGCGGCGUGGGUUCCCAGCCUGACGACGGCGACGGUCCAAGGAACCCCCACGACAGCACGGGGGCACCGGAGACCCGGCCCGACGGACGGUGACUGGCGAAGAGCCGAACUCGCUCGAUGGCGUGGUGGAGCCAGGAGGCUCGCCUGACUGCGUGGGGGGCCUGGGGAACCCGCCUAAGGUGAGAGAUCUCGAGAGACUAGCUCGACGAAUUGGGGAUGUCAGAGACUGCCCCUUGGCGACGCAGGGGGCCUAGAGAGCCUCAUGAUGGACGGCAAGAGAGGCCCACCUUUUCCGGUGCUUGGAGACAGGUCGGCGCUCCUCCCCCAUGAGG